Messenger RNA from Austrofundulus limnaeus, 3363 nucleotides. RefSeq names its product excision repair cross-complementation group 6-like (gene ercc6l). Gene Ontology annotation, molecular function: DNA translocase activity; ATP binding; protein binding. NCBI's taxonomy places the organism in Eukaryota, Metazoa, Chordata, Actinopteri, Cyprinodontiformes, Rivulidae. The record is from RefSeq and is a predicted model, not a curated record.
AGGAGUUGUGAUUUAAGUAAAACACGACUCUCUGUUCGGCCAACGUUUACUGCAAGUUCUAAAACUACGAGCUAAAAUUUUCUAAAAACAUCGAGCCAAAGUUUUCUCAAAGAGCCCACCCGGGAACAUGGACCAGUGUGGGGGCAACAAGGAGGUCUGUGAGGUGUCCGAGCAGCUGGAGAAGUCAGGUUGAAUUCAGAAGGUAAGAGAGCUGCCAAAGAAGGGGACAUCAAAAAAGCUCUGGAUUUGUUCAAACGGGCUUACAAGCUUUAUCAGACUCCUAAACUAGAGUGCAGGAUUAAAAAAAUCGAAGAAGUCCUGACUCAGACCAACUUGGAGGAUGAAGAUGAUGAGUUUGUAAAUGUGAACAACAGCGGUUUGUUGCUGUACAGAGAACUGUACGACAAACUGUACGACUACCAGAGAGACGGGGUCUCCUUCCUGUACGGUCUCUACAGAGAUGGUCGGAAAGGAGGAGUUCUGGCGGACGACAUGGGGCUGGGGAAGACCAUCCAGGUCAUAUCGUUCCUCUCAGGCAUGUACGACAACGAGCUGGCCAAAAACACGCUGCUCAUUAUGCCCACGUCCCUCAUCACAAACUGGACCAAGGAGUUCUCCAAGUGGACUCCCGGCAUGAGGGUGAAGCAGUUUCACGGGACCAGCAAGACUGAGAGGAGCAGAGAUCUGGAGAAGGUUCAGAGGAGAGGCGGGGUCAUCAUCACCACCUACACCAUGCUGAUGAACAACUGGCAGCAGAUGGCUUCAUAUCAGGGGCGGGAGUUUGUUUGGGACUACAUGAUCCUGGACGAGGCCCACAAAAUAAAAAACUCUUCCACCAAAACGGCCAAAAGUGCGUACGCCAUCCCCUCCAAGAACCGAGUUCUCCUGACGGGAACGCCGGUUCAGAACAACCUGAAGGAGAUGUGGACGCUCUUUGACUUCGCCUGCCAGGGAAGUCUCCUGGGAACAGCCAAGACCUUCAAAAGUGAAUACGAGAACCCCAUCACUCGCGCCCGGGAGAGGGACGCCACCCCUGGAGAAAAAGUCCUCGGCUCUAGAAUGUCUGAAAACCUCAUGGUUCUGAUAAACCCCUACUAUCUCCGCAGGACUAAAGCAGAAGUGCAGCAGAAGAGGAAAGAGGAGGGAUCAAACAUCAAAGAUGAACAAGACGCCCGUGAGCGGUCCCACUCUGGAGCAGUGAUGCCACAACUGACCCGAAAGAACGACCUGAUUGUCUGGACUUACCUGAGCGUCGUUCAGGAGGCCAUCUACAGACAGUUCAUAGAGCUGGACCACAUCAAAGAGCUGCUGAUGACCACCAGGUCUCCUCUGGCGGAGUUGACCAUUCUGAAGAAGUUGUGUGACCACCCGAGGCUACUGUCUGCCAACGCCGCAGCAAAGCUGGGUCUGGAGGAGAGUCCAGAGGACGAGUUUCAGAGCGACACCACAGACACCAACGACAUUUCCAACCUCUCAGACCAAACCUUGAUUUCAGAGUCUGGAAAGCUUGUAUUCCUGUUGGCGCUUCUGGAGAGGCUGAGAGAGGAAGGCCACCGGACCCUCGUCUUCGCUCAUUACAGGAAGGUGCUGGACAUCAUUGAGCGAAUCCUGGGGAACCGAGGCUUCAAAGUCCUGAGGCUGGACGGUACCAUCACACAGCUAGCAGAACGAGAGCGACUCAUCACCCUCUUCCAGACGAACAGGAAGUACUCUGUCUUCCUCCUCACCACUCAGGUGGGCGGAGUCGGGAUCACUCUGACUGCAGCCAACAGGGUGGUCAUCUACGAUCCCAGCUGGAACCCGGCGACCGACGCCCAGGCUGUGGACAGAGCGUACCGCAUCGGGCAGACCGACAACGUGGUCAUCUACCGGCUGAUCACCUGCGGCACGGUGGAGGAGAAGAUCUACAGGCGGCAGGUGUUCAAAGACUCCCUGAUCCGACAGAACACUGGGGACAAGAAGAACCCGUUCCGGUACUUCAGCAGGCAGGAGCUGAAGGAGCUCUUCCUGCUGGAGGACCCGCACACUUCGUCCACCCAGCUGCAGCUGCAGGCCCUGCACUCCCGGCACCGGCAGACCGACCCGGGUCUGGACGAGCACAUCGCCCACCUCCACGCCAUGCACAUGUUCGGCAUAUCGGACCAUGACCUCAUGUUCUCCCUGGACGUCCACCACGACGACGCCCCCGAGAACCAGGAGGAGCAGCAGUACAUCGAGGGGCGGGUCCAGAAGGCCCAGGAGCUGAUGAGGGCCGAGUCAGAGCUGCAGGUGGGUCCAAAACACAAACUUAGACUUCUCUCAACUCAAAUAAGUCUUGAGUUUAGACUUAAAGAUGCCCUGGAAGAGGAGCAGCAGCUUCAGGAGGACACUGAGGAAGAUCUGGAGACUGAGGAAGAGGAGCAGCAGCUUCAGGAGGACACUGAGGAAGAUCUGGAGACUGAGGAAGAGGAGCAGCAGCUUCAGGAGGACACUGAGGAAGAUCUGGAGACUGAGGAAGAGGAGCAGAAGCUUCUGUCUCAGCUUCAGACCACCGGAACCUUUGACGUCCUCAGGUCUCUGUCGGAGAGUCAGAACCGCCGAGCUUCAGGUCUGGACCAGUCCGUGGACGAGUCCAUCGUGAUGACGAGCAGGAAGAAGAGGAGGGCGGUGAUUUAUGACAGCGAGGAGGAGGAGGAGGAGGAGGAGGAGGAGGCUCCGCUCAGCGACUUGUUUCCGGUUCUUGGAGCCUCCACCCCGAAAUCUGCGUCGUCUCCUCAGCGGCGCAGGAAGAGCGUGGGAAACCUGACCGUGGCGUCGCAGCGGUCCCUCCUCCGGUCCAUCAUGGACGAGGACGUUCAGGAGGACCAGAGCAGUGAUGAAGAUGAUGAGUCAGGGUCAGACUCUGAGGAAGAGGAGGCUGCAGACGAUGAAGAUCAGAUCAGUUCAACUCAUGAGGAAGACGAGGAGAACCUGGAGGAGUCCAGUGCUGAACCCGAGCUGGGCUCCGGUGAGAAGAUGGACUGCUGCGCCGCCGAGUCCAGCGGUGAGCCCGAGACCUACGAGUCCCUGGUCCUCAAAGGGAAGGAGUGCUACAGCCGGGCCAGACUGGACCAGGCCCUGAGCUUCUUCCUGCGGGCCAUCGACAUGAAACCAGGAGACCCCGAGGUCCAGAUCCUGACCAUCCAGCUGUACCGCCAGCUGACCCAGAAACAAUAAGACCCUGAGGUCCACAUCCAGACUUGGACCCUCCAGCUGACCCAGAAACACCUUCAUAUUUAAACUGUUGUUUUGUGAAGCACAUUAAUGUUAAAAAUGUCACUUUUUUCCCUGUUGGAAUAAAUGUGGAAAUGUUUUUGUACUAAUUAAAGAAAAAUUUGUAAAAAA